Dunckerocampus dactyliophorus (ringed pipefish) is the source of this 469-nucleotide messenger RNA. It is a transcript of the gene ndufa5, whose product is annotated as NADH:ubiquinone oxidoreductase subunit A5. The coding region runs from base 64 to 414 and encodes 116 amino acids. Gene Ontology annotation, biological process: respiratory electron transport chain. The transcript has 5 exons. Lineage: Eukaryota; Metazoa; Chordata; Actinopteri; Syngnathiformes; Syngnathidae. The record is from RefSeq and is a predicted model, not a curated record.
ACUAGUUACUAUUUCGUUACGUCAUAAUCAGUCGCCGGAAGUCAGACAGGGUUGUCCGGUACGAUGGCAGGUCUCCUGAAAAAGUCAACCGGACUGGUUGGACUGGCGGUGGCCCAAAAUCCACAUGAGCGCCUGAAGGUUCUCUACUCCAAAAUCCUGGCCUCUCUCCAAACCAUGCCACAGGAUGCUGCCUACAGGAAGUACACCGAACAGCUUGUCAAUGAGAAGUUUGGCCACGUCAAAUCGGAGCCUGAUGUUGAAAAGUUGGAGAAAAAGAUCAAUUGCGGACAGAUUGAAGAGGUCAUUUUCCAGGCAGAGUGUGAGCUGGCUUUGUCAAGGAAGAUGUCUGACUGGAAACCAUGGGAGCCGCUGAUAGAUGAGCCUCCUCCCAACCAGUGGAAGUGGCCUAUCUGAAAGCACCUGUAUAUAGUACUGUCAUUAAUCAAAUGUAAUAAAAAAAAAAACCACG